Molecule: messenger RNA, 706 nt
Organism: Medicago truncatula (barrel medic)
Lineage: Eukaryota; Viridiplantae; Streptophyta; Magnoliopsida; Fabales; Fabaceae
Product: putative disease resistance RPP13-like protein 1
Exons: 1
Coding region: 203-673 (156 amino acids)
Source: RefSeq, a predicted model, not a curated record
AAUUGGAGGUUACUUACAACCACCAUUGAUCUUGUCAAAAAAAAAAAAAAAACCACCAUUGACCUUGAGAGUUGUAGCAAAAACUCUUCACCUCCACCACAUAUUUUCUUUUCUGGUUUCUUAAAACUAUAUGAUAUAUUGUCAAAUUUUGUGUCUCAUUUGAUCCAAAAUAUCUAAUCCAAGCAACAGAAUAUACAUUGAUAUGGCAUUUGUUGGAGAAGCAUUCCUCUCAGCUUCUUUGGAAGUAUUGCUAGACAGAAUCAUUCCUGAUGAGUUACUAUACUUUUCUAGGAACAAAGAACUUGACACAUCACUCCUCAAAAAGCUGAAAAUAACACUGUUGAGUCUUCAAGCUGUGAUGAAUGAUGCUGAGGAGAAACAAAUCACCAACCCUGCUGUUAAACAAUGGUUGGAUGAACUCAGAGAUGCUCUCUAUGAUGCUGAUGAUUUGUUGGAUGAAAUCAACACUGAAUCUUUGAGAUGCAAAUUGGAAGCUGAGUCUCAAAUUCAACAACCUUUUAGUGAUCAGGUUUUGAAUUUUCUUUCUUCUCCUUUCAAAAGCUUUUUUAGAGUUGUUAAUUCUGAAAUACAAGAUGUUUUUCAAAGAUUGGAACAAUUUUCAUUGCAAAAAGAUAUCCUUGAAUUGAAACAAGGUGUUUGUGGCAAAGUUUGACAUGGAAUACCUACUAGUUCUGUUGUUGAUGAA